Messenger RNA from Acyrthosiphon pisum (pea aphid), 726 nucleotides. RefSeq names its product KRAB-A domain-containing protein 2-like. Gene Ontology annotation, biological process: DNA integration. The record is from RefSeq and is a predicted model, not a curated record. Gene Ontology annotation, molecular function: nucleic acid binding. The coding region runs from base 1 to 726 and encodes 241 amino acids. Lineage: Eukaryota; Metazoa; Arthropoda; Insecta; Hemiptera; Aphididae. The transcript is spliced from 2 exons.
AUGUUGGAAACUGAAAGAAAAAUGAGUACCCAAGAACGGUUUUUUAAGAAGCUUAUGGAAUCGGUGGAAGGAAAAAAAGACAAUCAUUAUAAUAUCAUUACUAAAGAUGCUUAUGAUUCGCUUCUAAAAGAGGUUGAGGAUGCGAUAUCAGCCACUAAAAAAACCUCUGCUCAAUAUAGAAGGAUCAAGCGAUUCAAUGUUUUGGAAUUUGGCGAUACAAAAAAGCUGGUAACCCGCGGAGAGCCAGUCAAAUAUUAUUUGCCGAUGGAAGACAUUUUUGAUGUCAUUGAUUUGUCACAUAUCGCCGUAGGGCAUGGAGGGAGAGAUCGCCUGAAGGUUGAAACUUCAAGAAAGUACGCCAACAUUACCAAUGACAUGAUAAAUAUUUUUUUGUCUCUCUGUGAAACGUGCCAGAAAAAGAAAAAACUAGGAAAGAAAGGACUCGUUUCGAAACCAAUUUUGCACACUGAAUUAAAUAGUAGAUGUCAAAUAGAUUUGAUAGACAUGCAGUCACAACCUGAUGCACAGUUUAAGUUUAUACUUAAUUAUCAGAAUCAUCUGACAAAAUUCGUUCUGCUCCGCCCCUUGCAGACCAAGCGUACAGAAGAAGUUGCAAGCCAUUUAUUAGACAUUUUUUUAACAUUUGAUGCUCCGGUUCUUCUUCAUUCAGACAAUGGGAGAGAAUUUGUUAACAAUGUUAUGAAAUUGCAUACUAUAUACCCAUAA